Messenger RNA from Medicago truncatula (barrel medic), 2358 nucleotides. RefSeq names its product G-type lectin S-receptor-like serine/threonine-protein kinase B120. Gene Ontology annotation, cellular component: plasma membrane. Gene Ontology annotation, biological process: protein phosphorylation; recognition of pollen. NCBI's taxonomy places the organism in Eukaryota, Viridiplantae, Streptophyta, Magnoliopsida, Fabales, Fabaceae. The transcript has 7 exons. The record is from RefSeq and is a predicted model, not a curated record. The coding region runs from base 1 to 2358 and encodes 785 amino acids. Gene Ontology annotation, molecular function: ATP binding; protein serine/threonine kinase activity.
AUGGGUUUCUUUGGUUUUCAAGACUCUUCUUCUCGUUAUGUUGGAAUUUGGUACUACAACAUUCCUGGUCCAGAAGUUAUUUGGGUUGCAAACAGAAACACACCCAUCAAUGGCAAUGGUGGUUCUUUUACUAUAACAGAAAACGGUAAUUUAGUUAUCCUUGAUGAAAACAAAAACCAACUAUGGUCUACCAAUGUUUCCAGCGUUCGAAACAAUAUGAAUAACACUGAAGCUUUUGUUAGAGAUGAUGGUAAUCUUGUUCUUUCAAAUGAUAAUGUGGUGUUAUGGGAAAGCUUUAAGCAUCCAAGUGAUACUUAUGUACCUGGUAUGAAAGUUCCUGUGAAUGGGAAGAGUUUUUUCUUCACUUCAUGGAAAUCAAGUACAGAUCCUUCAUUAGGGAAUCAUACUUUGGGAGUUGAUCCUAACGGGUUACCACCACAGGUAGUAGUUAGGGAUGGAGAGAGAAAAAUAUGGAGAAGUGGUUACUGGGAUGGUAGAAUUUUUACUGGUGUUGAUAUGACAGGCAGUUUUCUUCAUGGUUUUGUACUUAAUUAUGAUAAUAAUGGAGAUAGGUAUUUUGUUUAUAAUGAUAAUGAGUGGAAGUUGAAUGGUAGUUUAGUGAGGUUUCAGAUUGGUUGGGAUGGUUAUGAAAGAGAGCUUGUAUGGAACGAAAAUGAGAAACGUUGGAUUGAGAUACAAAAAGGGCCCCAUAAUGAGUGUGAAUUAUAUAACUAUUGUGGUAGUUUUGCUGCUUGUGAAUUGUCAGUGUUGGGUUCGGCUAUUUGUAGUUGCUUACAAGGGUUUGAACUAUGGGAUGAGGGGAAUUUGUCAGGUGGUUGUACGAGGAUCACAGCAUUGAAGGGUAAUCAGAGUAAUGGUAGUUUUGGCGAGGAUGGUUUCUUGGAGCGUACGUAUAUGAAGUUACCUGACUUUGCACAUGUGGUUGUUACUAAUGAUUGUGAAGGUAAUUGUUUGGAGAAUACUUCUUGUACUGCUUAUGCAGAAGUCAUUGGAAUUGGUUGUAUGCUUUGGUAUGGAGAUUUGGUUGAUGUUCAACAGUUUGAACGUGGUGAUGGAAAUACAUUGCAUAUUCGUCUUGCUCAUUCUGAUUUAGGUCAUGGAGGGAAAAACAACAAGAUUAUGAUUGUGAUAAUAUUAACUGUUAUAGCAGGGUUAAUCUGCCUAGGAAUAUUGGUAUUGUUGGUAUGGAGGUACAAGACAAAACUCAAAGUUUAUUUAGCUUCAUGUUGCAAAAAUAGUGAAGUACCACCUGUCGUUGAUGCACGCAAGAGUAGAGAGACGUCGGCAGAAAUUUCAGAAUCAGUUGAACUUAGUUUGGAAAGUAAUCGACUAAGCGCAGAGCUUCCAUUUUUCAAUUUUAGUUGCAUGUCAGAAGCUACCAACAAUUUUUCUGAAGAAAAUAAGCUUGGACACGGCAGAUUCGGUCCUGUGUACAAGGGGAAGCUUCCGACCGGAGAAGAAAUAGCAGUCAAGAGGCUUUCUAGACGGUCCGGCCAUGGUUUAGAUGAGUUCCAGAAUGAAAUGAGGUUGUUUGCAAAACUGGAACAUAGAAAUCUGGUUAAACUAAUGGGAUGUUCUAUUGAAGGAGAUGAAAAGUUGCUUGUAUACGAAUUCAUGCCGAACAAAAGCUUGGAUCACUUUUUAUUUGAUCCUAUCAAGCAAACACAAUUAGACUGGGCAAGACGUUAUGAAAUCAUUGAAGGCAUUGCAAGAGGACUACUUUAUCUGCAUCGUGAUUCAAGACUUAGAAUAAUUCAUCGAAAUCUAAAACCAAGUAACAUUUUGUUAGAUGAAAACAUGAAUCCAAAAAUAUCUGACUUUUGCUUGGCCCAGAUAUUUGGUGGAAACCAGAAUGAAGCCAGUACAACCAGAGUCGUUGGUUCACAUGGUUAUAUGUCUCAUGAGUAUGCUAUGCAAGGCUUAUUUUCAGUCAAGUCAGAUGUAUAUAGUUUUGGCGUAUUGCUACUAGAGAUUGUGAGUGGCCGCAAAAACACUAGCUUUGGUGAUUCAGAAUAUUCAAGUCUCAUAGGAUAUGCAUGGCAUCUAUGGAACGAUCAGAGAGCAAUGGAAAUUGUGGAUGCUUGCAUUCAUGAUUUGAGUCCCAACACUGAGGCUUUGAGAUGCAUACAAAUAGGGAUGUUAUGUGUGCAAGAUUCAGCAUCUCAUAGACCAAACAUGUCCGAUAUUGUUUCGAUGCUUGAGAGUGAAGCAACAACUCUUCCCUUACCUACGCAGCCUUUGGAUACUUCCAUCAAAAGAUCUGUGGACAGAGAGUGUUACAAGGAUGGUGUUGAUAUUUCAAAUGAUCUUGCAGUCACAACGGUAGAAGGGAGAUAG